AAAACACACAUCAACAUGCAAGUACCUCCAGAAAUCAAAGUGAAGGAAGUGAAACCCAACCCAAGGCGCCCACCUUACAGUGACACCUGCUGCUUCACGUUUUCUGGGAGAAUGUUGUCCAAAAAGCAGAUCCGUAAAUACUUUUUCACCAGCCCUUCCUGCUCAAAGACUGCAGUCUUAUUUGUCACGGUGACAGGUAGCCACAUCUGUGUGAAUCCAAGGCUAUUAUGGGUCCAAAAGAUCAUAGAGAAUCUAGACAAAGAUAAAUUUUAAAGGUCACAACACUGCUUGCAUUUGUUUUUCUACUUACAGUUGAGAUAAUGACUAUUCUUUGUGCUACAAAUUGUGUUUGCUCACUAAUAAAAAUGCUUAUUUUAUUGCUUUUA
Molecule: messenger RNA, 386 nt
Organism: Cyprinodon tularosa
Lineage: Eukaryota; Metazoa; Chordata; Actinopteri; Cyprinodontiformes; Cyprinodontidae
Product: C-C motif chemokine 5-like
Exons: 3
Coding region: 16-273 (85 amino acids)
Biological process (GO): cellular response to tumor necrosis factor; monocyte chemotaxis; cellular response to interleukin-1
Cellular component (GO): extracellular region
Molecular function (GO): chemokine activity; CCR chemokine receptor binding
Source: RefSeq, a predicted model, not a curated record